UCCUCCUGCUCGCGGGGCUCCUGCGCCCGGCGACCCGGGGAAGGCGGGGAGAGCUCGGGGUGUGAGCCUGGAGUCACGGGACGGCGCCGUGUUGUGGGCGGAGAGGACGGGCUGCGGCCGGAGGGCGUCCUUAGGAGCCGUCAGCGGGAAGCGCGCUGGCGCGGGAUCGGCGAGUGGACGCCGAUAAUGAACUGCUGAGAAGACGUAAUGGAUUGCUUCUUGGUUGACCUCUGAGUGCUUGGACUCAGCAGCGUGCUGGCUGUAUGUUGCAGCGGCCACGAGAAGAUGGCCACCCCUUAUGUCCCGGUUCCCAUGCCCCUGGGAAACUCCGCUCCCAGUUUCUCAGCCAACAGGAAUCAGAGAAGUUCUUCCUUUGGCAGUAUCUCAACAAGUUCAAGUUCUUCCAAAGGCCAGACAGAAGACAUGAAUACGGGUGCAGAGUCUUCCAUUGAAUAUUCUGCUCGACCUAAAGAGACUGAAGAACAAAAUCCUGAAACAGUGAAUUGGGAAGAGAGACCAUCCACUCCUACUAUCCUGGGUUACGAGGUGAUGGAAGAAAGAGCUAAAUUUACUGUGUAUAAAAUACUAGUAAAGAAAACUGCAGAAGAAAGCUGGGUGGUUUUCAGAAGAUACACUGACUUCUCGAGGCUGAAUGACAAAUUAAAAGAAAUGUUUCCAGGCUUUCGGUUAGCACUUCCACCAAAGCGCUGGUUUAAGAAUAACUACAGUGCUGACUUUUUAGAAGAUAGACAAUUAGGAUUACAAGCAUUUCUUCAAAAUUUAGUAGCUCACAAGGACAUUGCUAACUGCCUUGCAGUGAGAGAAUUUCUUUGUCUGGAUGACCCCCCAGGUCCAUUUGAUAGCCUAGAAGAAAGCAGGGCCUUCUGUGAAACUUUAGAAGAGACUAACUACCAUUUACAGAAAGAACUACUUGAGAAACAGAAGGAGAUAGAGUCGCUGAGGAAGCUGGUCCAUGAACAGCAACUUCACAUAGACACGCUAGCGAGCAGAGUCAGAACUUUGUCUCUAGACCAUGAAAAGUCACUGCUGUACCUUUCAACAACAGAAGGCAGUCAGGUCCUGAAGCUAGAGGCCUCUGCACCAAAGGGUGGGCAGGAUGCCUUGGAUGAAGAGCCUGGAACUGGCAAUAAGCCGAGCUUAACUCUUAGUCAGCCUGACAGUGCAAUAUCAGAGAUAGAAGUGGCAGAAGUGGCGUACAGUGCUGCAGAGGACUGAUGCGUCACACACAGCUCCUCUGUUGUAUUGCUUGGGCAAGCCUGGGGUCCAGUGGCAAACAGAGAAAAGGACUGUGAGAUACUUACGAGAGUAAGGAUGUGUACGUAUAACUGUACAUAAAGAAACAUUUUUAAAUUAUCAAAAUAGGAAAUCUAUUCACUGCUGCUCUUUGUCCAGCCCAUAUUUAAUACACUAAGAAAUAUAUGUAAUUAGAAUUCUGUUACCAUGGCCCAGAUUCUUCAAUAUUGUACAUAAAUUAUUAUCGUGUUGUAUCUGUAUAUUGUUCUAAACCCAUUUGUGCAUGUAUGAGUGUGUGUGUGUGUGUGUGUGUGUGCGCGCGCGCAUGUGUGCACGUUAAGUCAACAGUUAUAUUAGUUAGAAAUUAAAUUGCAUGUUGCUGUCUGGGUGAUACAUGUGUUUUUGUAGCUUUGACAUGGCAUUCUUAUUAAUGGUUGAAAUCAGUGAACAUCAUAGUAAAGAUAAAGAUGAGUAGUGUUUUAAAUAUGCUUAUUACCUCUAAAUAAAAGUUGAUUAUUUGAAAUAUUAAUGUUAUUUAAAAAGAGAUGACUCUGCAGCACCAAAGGGAAACUAUUUGAAAGACCUGUAACAAUGUAGCUGAUGUGAUCAACUGGCCUGGACUUUAAAAACUGACUUGUCCUAUCGAGAUCCUGUGUGUCCCAGUUUGUUAAUAUUCUGUAGAGCCACAAAGUCUUUCUCCUAGAUCUCUGCCUGCAAAUCAGCGAGUUUGCCUCUUUGAGAACACUACCUCUUUUUGCUAAUCAAGGCAUAUUAUUUUAAAUAUAUAUCAUAGCAUCAAGGCAAAUCAAAAGUUACACAAAAACCAGUAAGCCAUACAUACUGCAAAGUUCCAUACUAGCUUGACUCCUUGUAUUGCAUUUAUUUCUGUAUAUGUGGUGGUGUUAAUAUUGUGUUGUGGCUGAUUUUUUUUUAAUAUAUUUAUCCAAGUGAUGCACUUUAUGAUAAUUAAACUUGUUUGUGCCAAGUGGAAUUGGUGGAAUUUUUUUAGUAGAUGGAAUUGGAGAAUGGAUUCUGUAGUGCCUUUACCAUUUUACAAAAGUCUCCUCAGGUUUCUAAGUCAGCUUUAUGAAAAAAAAUAAUAAUAAUUAUGCUUCCUUUAGCUCUAUGUGUGCAUAUAGAGUGCCUUGUUUCAUUGUUAUAGUAUGAAGUUGCUCAUUUUCAAUUUCUACUGUUUUGCAUAUUACUACUAAAAUACAUUAUAAUUGUGUUGGCAUUUUUAAAUCCCAGUUGAUACGUUGGACUACACAUGCUUUCUAAAAUGUGAGCAAAACUUAACUGAAGAGCUAGAAUAACAAUCUCCCUUUUUUUCUUUAUUAUCUAAAAGUUUGUCAGUGUCUCGGUAUACAUGUGAACAUGGGCAUUGUUCAAAAUUCUGCUGAUGAAGAUCCGUGGAUCCAGUGGCUUUUGGUAACCUUUAUUCUAAAAAGAGACUGCUUUUUACAAAGCAUCAACAAUUUCUGAAUCUUUGCCAAAAUGUACAGGGACGUCCUGACCAAAAAAAAAAAAAAUUUUCCACAUAAUGCACUGAAAAUGUGCUUAGUGUCCUUACUGACAAAAAUAAAUAUAAUAGUCUGCUUAUCCAUUUUGAAAUUAUUCUAGGCUUCACAAAAGGCUCACAAAGAAAGGUCAUUUAAAUCAAUGUCAUUUUGAUGCUAGUGGAACAGAGAUUUGUCAAAUUCCAGAUUGUGCUGUGCGUUUGUUUUCUAAUGAGUCACAUGCUUUUAAAAUCUGGAUUUUUGGAUUGUAUUUAAAGUUCUGAAUGAGCAAAGAAAACUGCCAAUUAGGCAAACCACACACACACACAUAUAUAUACACAGAGAGAGAACUCAGCUUUUUUUUUUUUACUUUUAUAAUGCAUUUUACUCCCACUAUUCUACCCAGUUAAUAAAUUAUUUGUUCAGGACAGCAGUAGUUGUGUUGUUGCCAUGUUGCAUGCCAUCUUUCCCCUCCUGUUUCAGUGUCCUCCCUGGCUUCCAUGAUGAUCAGUGUUCUGCAUUUCACAGACGUGGAGUGAGUCUGUGAUCUUUUUAAGUUUACAUUUUAUCGUUUUUAAAGCUUUUGUGAAUAGACGUAAUGCACUUCAGAUGUGGCCAACAUUAAUAAAAUAUAGAAUGUAACAGAAGCAGAAAA
Molecule: messenger RNA, 3405 nt
Organism: Ochotona curzoniae (black-lipped pika)
Lineage: Eukaryota; Metazoa; Chordata; Mammalia; Lagomorpha; Ochotonidae
Gene: SNX16
Product: sorting nexin 16
Exons: 9
Coding region: 286-1236 (316 amino acids)
Biological process (GO): endosome to lysosome transport; early endosome to late endosome transport; protein targeting to lysosome
Cellular component (GO): late endosome; extrinsic component of endosome membrane; early endosome
Molecular function (GO): phosphatidylinositol binding
Source: RefSeq, a predicted model, not a curated record